ACGGAUGUAAACCCUCCUCCCUCCUGCUCGGUGGCAUCCAUUCUUUCUCUCAUCUUUCUGUGUAUCUGCUCAUCUCUCCAUCCACCCAUUCAUUUCCAAGGGCGUCCCAGGGGGUGACACAUGUCUCCCCGCUGGGCACAUGACACGCGUGCAGAUGCGUGAGAACCUGCGCUAUUCGGCGUAUGCAUCUGGUGUGUGUUUGGAGGCGUUGACAUGAGGAGCUGAACCAGAACCGACACGAGGAUGAAAAUGCUCCGGUUCCGCAGCCCCAGCAUCCGCUCCUUGGACCAGGAGAUCCUCUGUACGAUCCGCUUACUGGACGACUCCGAGAUUUCCUGCAGCAUUCAGAGAGACACCAAAGGCCAGUUCCUGUUGGACCAUGUGUGUAAUCACUACAACCUGCUAGAGAAGGACUACUUUGGUAUUCGAUAUGUAGAUCCUGAGAAACAAAGGCACUGGCUGGAGCCUAAUAAGCCAGUUGUGAGGCAGAUGAAAUGUUCCUUCCCUAAAAUAACACAGCUGUACCCCAGCAUUGCAGCCCAGCAGCCCUACACUAUGUGCUUCCGGGUCAAGUUUUAUCCCCACGAGCCAAUGAAAAUCAAGGAGGAGCUCACCAGGUAUCUCUUGUACCUCCAGCUGAAGAGAGACAUCUACCAUGGUCGUCUCCUCUGCCCUUUUGCUGAGGCUGCAUAUUUGGGAGCGUGCAUUGUGCAGGCUGAGCUCGGAGACUACGACCCAGAGGAGCAUCCAUCUGACUACAUCAGAGACUUCAAGCUGUUCCCUAAACAGUCUCUCAAACUGGAAAGGAAGAUUAUGGAGAUACACAAGAAUGAGCUCAGGGGCCAGUGUGCUUCAUUAGCAGAGUUGAGCAUGCUCCAAAGGGCCCACAGCCUAGAGACUUAUGGAGUUGACCCGCACCCAUGCAAGGACUUUACAGGCUCCACUGCCUUUCUCGGGUUUACAGCCACAGGUUUUGUGGUCUUCCAGGGGAACAAGAGGAUUCACCUUCUCAAAUGGUCUGAUGUUAGCAAGCUGAAGUUUGAGGGAAAAACCUUUUACGUCAUUGGUAUCCAGAAAGAGAAGAAACUGGUGUUGACAUUUCACACUUCAACCCCUGCCGCAUGCAAACACCUAUGGAAGUGCGGCGUAGAAAAUCAGGCCUUUUACAAGUGUGCAAAAUCGAGUCAGAUAAAGACAGUUUCCAGCAGUAACAUCUUCUUCAAAGGCAGCAGGUUCAGAUACAGUGGAAGAGUCGCGAAGGAGGUGAUGGAAGCCAGCUCUAAAAUUCAGAGAGAGCCCCCAGAAGUGCGCAGAGCGCAGUUUGGUCAGAGUCGAAGUUUCAACUCGCUGAGCCAUAAGAAUCUCAUCAUGAACAUGGAGCCCCUGGUACCUGCACUGCCCUCUACAAAUGAAUACGAAGAGACGGCGACAGAAAACGGUGUUGUCGCUGUGAAAGAUCCUGUCCCCCUGUCUCCUCCAAAACCUCCAACCACACCUGGAGACACAGAGCAACAAAGUACAGAUGCAGGAAACUCAAAUUUGGGAAGCGAUCUGCAGCCUCUCUAUGUUUCCACGGAAACCUCUAAUCUCCGACCUCAAGCACCCAAAUCCGAAGAUGGAUUGGAGGAAGAUGACGAGGCUGGCGGUGCACUCACCAUUUCUGAGCUUUCCUACAGCCCCUGUGCCAGCAUGCUUCCCACCCCAGUGGAGGACGGUCAGGGAGGUGCCGACCUGCUCUUCUCCUCUGCAGUUCAGAGCCCGGCCAGGCUGCUGAGGGAGCUCCACGCAGACCCCGACAUUCAGGCCCAGCUGGAGGCUGAGAGGGAGAAAGACCGUGCAUACGAACGCACACGCCUGGCUGCGAGAAGUCGAAUGAGUGGAGUCCUGAGCAGCAGCCUGCGCCUGCUGUCAUCCAAUGAGAGGGUCAACGCAUGUGUGCUGAGCAUGGCCAGAUUUGUUGCUGUGGUAAUGGGCGUCCUGCUUAUCACUGUGCCCACAUUGCUGCUGCUUCUCGAGUCGGACAUCGACGUGUCCUUCCUUCACGAGAUCCGCCAAACACCAGAAUUCGAGCAGUUCCACUAUGAGUAUUACUGCCCGCUUCGGCGUUGGAUCCUUUGUAAGAUCAGCAUGGCCAUGGAAAACCUAUGGUCAGACUGAACAGCAAGCGAAGCAGAUGAUGGAGCGUCCUGAUGUCUGUCUUAACAUGUGAUCUAAUCAUAUAUGCAGUCUUAACAACUGGUGUCACUGAAGGCAAAACAACAACAACAAAAAAACAAUCUGCCAAUGGGGAGAAAUAAUUUUGCUUUCAUUAUUUAAAAGUGAGUUUGUAUUAUGUUGUGUUUUUUUAUGAUGGUUAACAGAAAUGUAACAAGGUGGUUUAUGAAGAAGGUUCAAUCAAGUAGAUUUGUCUCACCUCUUUGGCAGCAUGGUUUGAGCUCAUGAAGAAAACAGAUUCUAGAAAGGAAUAAGUCAUAAAUCAUAGGAUUCUUCAAUUGUUAAGAUGGACGCUUUUGGCAGUGAUAAACUCAAAAGAAUGGGGACAAAAGGUACUUUGUAUUGUGAAGUUAUGGGCAGAAAUAAUAGAAAGAACUUGUAAAAACAACAGAGCAAACACUUAAAUAGCCUAUCCACACCUGAUGCUGGCAAGUGGGUGCAGUGGCUCUUCAGCAUGCAUCACAAACUAUUCUGAUUGGUUGUUGUCCUCAGAGCAGAUAACCUAAUUGGUCCUGGAGAGUGUCAGUCAUGAUGGAGUGGGUGGGAAGGAAAAAAAGAGCAAGGGUUUAUUUACCAGUAGACAACAGUAUAUAUAUAUAUAAAUAUAAAUAUAUACAUAUAAAAGGAAUAUAUUAAAAAUUGUUACAAAUAUUAAAUGACUUGUUUUUAAUGUUUUGUAAAUUUUUAUGUGAUCUUUCAGGAAUUUUUCAGUCAGAGGAUCUACUUUGAGUUUAUUUUCAAAUUAAGAGUUUAAAAAAAGAUUACUUAAAAAAAGGUACUUUAUUGCAGUGUAUCAGGGUGAUGGGGACUGAGAAACUUAGACUAUUUUUUAGGACUGCCAUCAACCUUUGUUGACUUGGUAGUACCCUGGGUUUUUCCUACAGAGGUUAUAGCACAAAGAUUUACGAUUACAGCUGUUUCAGAUAGCGUGAUGUCAUUUUGGGAGCAGUAGGGAUGAAGGAGGGAAAAUUUAAAUGUUCAGCUGGAGGUGAAAGCAUCUUUCAACACGGCAGUACAUUUGAACAGAAAACCUGUCAAAGAAAAAUAAGCAACAUUCAUGAAAAUUUUGGAUUUGAAGUUCGUCACUUAUUUAAAGAAAAAUGUAUUUAAGAAGUAGAAAUUAUAGAAAUGAAACAUCUGUAGAUACUGCAAGCAGCAGGAGGCUUUACUGUUAAUGCACUGGACAUAAAAGAUACACGAUGGGAUGAUGUGAGGCUUUUAAUUGUGUAAUCCACUCAAUUGCUAUUGCAAAAGAUAUCAAACAACCUGAACAGAGUUGUCCGAAGAACAGAUUGGCACUUAAGUCUCAGUCAUGAAAUAAAAAAGAUUUUAAGCUCUUUUAUGGCAAUUUGUGGAAAUAGGACAUUUCACAUUAAUUGCUACUCCUACUGAGUUUUCUAAAAACAUUUAUUUCUGAGAGCUGCAGCUGCUAGGAGCUGUUGUUGGUCUCAGUAAUGCAGUGCAUUAGUUUGUAAACUGUUAUAGCACAGAAAGGACAAGAGGCCCUUAUCAGAAAAAAAAUAACAAUUAGUGUUUUUUGGGAGCAUACAGCCAUCAGCAGAUUGUGGGUUUAAUAUAUCGAGUGCCUCUUUGUUGUAGUUUGGCUGGUCUGGUUGAAAAGAUGAAUGAAAACAUACAGCACUGAAAAUUACUUAAUUUCAAAUAAAAACAGAUAUUUAAGUAAAUAAAUAUGUUCAAAAUGUUGUUCAGUCGAUGAACUUCUCAGGAAAGGGUAUUAGCAGUUUAUUUUCAAAAUGAAAAGUACACAAAAAAAUACAUGUAUAUUAAAAAAAACAGCAUCUCGUAACCACGCACUUAUAGUUUAUCCAUACAAGCUAUGCUUUUACGCCUAUGCUAACACUGUAUGAGAAGUCAAUCAUAAGUAGAUACAGGUUGUCUGCCUGUAUGUUUGUCACUUUUGAAUGCAUCCAUGUCUUUUUAAUAAGACUAUUAUUCAAAGGUCAUCACUGUUGAGAGCCAGGAAGUGCAGCUCGGUCACGAUAACUGAAUCUCCAUAUGGCUUCAUAUUUAUAAUGGCAACCUGGAACCUUUAUAUUAAAGCUGCGUCAAGGCUCUCUCUCAGAUUCCUAUGAAGAACUGAAAUGAUGCUUUAAAGUUUAUAUCCAGAAGACACUAUUCAUGUAUGUGGCGGCACAUUUCCAUCAAAGCCAUCUUUUUUCUCUUCAGUUCAAUGCCUCAUGUGAUCAGCUGUGUUGUCAUGUAACUUUGUAGACUUUAUGCAUUAACAAGCUUUGUGCAUAUUGAAAGUAUGCAGUAACAACUGAAACACACUUAUCUGGGACAAAGAAUUUAUUUUCCUACGACAGCACCUGCACUAAGUCUCAAUGGCGAAACCAGUAAAAGGGCCGAACCACUACAAGGACAGUGUUUGCAUUUAACAUCAUGUGUCUGAGAGAAUAAUAGCUUCACUGUAGUGGAAGAAAUUGAUUUGUAUGCACCAUUAAACAAUCACCAUAGUCCAGUAGUACAGGGGGAUAUAUUAUCUUAAUUUGUAGCUGUUUGUACUCCUGAUCAAACACCAAAAUGCAGGCGAUACACUGCCUGUCUACAGUGUGUAGCUAAAAGAAACUUACUUCAUCCACACACAGAUCUUCAGGCAGUUUGUUGUUGGUUUUGGUCCUUGAUUUAUUUGCUCCAUUGCCCUCCAACUAAACUGAGGUGUUCCUGAGUUGACUCCUGCAUGCCCUCUUCUGUAAAUGCUAUAGCUGUGGCACCAAAAAAAGCCUGCCAUACUGUAUGUAAAGAUUUCCUUUCUUUCUUCCCUCUUUGUGUCUUGUCUGUGUAAAACAUUCUAGAUAUAGGCUUGGCUGUCUCCUCCAUCUUAGAUUAAUGCAUGCUUGCUGUAUUUUUUACCAAUUGAACAGUGAACAAAAGAAACGAGUCAAAGAUACUUUCAAAAAUAAAUAUGUAAAUAAAAAGUAAGCUUUGUUUAUCUGAACAGCUUUAAAAGUAUACUUCAUUCUAAUCAAUGAACCGACACGGCUGAAUAUGUGUUGCUAAUUUAGUUAGCCUCUUCUCACUUGAUCCAAUCAUGUCCCAAAUAAGUUGGUUACUUGGUUAAAUGGCAUGUAAUUAUUUUGUAAAGACCAGCUCUAAAUUAUUGGACCUCUUAUAUUUAUCAUGUUCUUGCUGUGUAUUUGUAAACCAUCAAAUUCGAAUAUUAGCACGAUCCACGUUACCAACUGAGCAUGCUAGCAUGUUAGCUACCAUAAACAGCGCUGGAUGUCAUUCACUUUCAGUUUGAAAAAACAAAAUAAAACAUUGAACUGAGUCUAGUACAACUCUGGUAAAAGAUUAUCAAAAAAAAACAUAUCAAAAUGCUUAGUUGAUAAGUUUGUAAUGCAAAUGUAAAACCUGCCAUCCUUUAUGGACGGCUGCAGAAGCUAAGAGUGCACGUCUCACUGCAAAAAACAAAAAGGCCUCUUGGUUUUGUGAUAACAGCAAACCGUUGUCCCAUUAUCACUGUAGCAUUUUAAUAUUUUGUAGCCCAUUUAUUACUUUAGUUAGUUAUCUUUGAAGGGGGAUUUAUCCACUUUGAGUUUUGGCUCAUUUUGAGCUACUGAAACUGAGUUUCUAUGUUUGACAAGCAUCAUAAUGUUGAUAAACUGAGAGUCAUCUGUUAUUAAACUGUGAUUGAAAAAAGUUUAAUUAUCAACUUGAUGUCAAAUCUGAGAUUCUAAUGCAAAUGUCCAAGUUUCUGACAUGAGUCAAUUAUUUAUAAACCUUAAAUUAAAUUAAUUCUCUUAAAAGACAGAAAAGAACACCUGAAAUGUAAACUGUGUAGUAGUAAUAAAUGCUUUUGACUAAUUUAUUUAAGAUUUUAAAUAUUUGAACUCAGGUCUGAUAUAUGCAAAAAUGCUGAACAAUACAUGUCAAGAGGAAAAUAAUCUGUAGAUUAUUUCCAUGUUGUGUGGGCAUGUACAGUAGCAGAUUCUCUUGCAUGUCACUUUUUUGUUUUCAGCUGUCAAAUCAAUUAUGUUGUUGUAUACUUGGUUAGUCUAAUUGUUUUGUCACUGUACUGUUAGUUUUUCUUUCUUUUUUAGUCUUUUAAAUACAAUACUUUGAAAAGAAGAAAAAAAGUCUCCAUAAGUAAUCACCCCUCUCUUCUGGGACAACCAAGCCUUAUAAACUUUGUGAAGUGAAAAUUUUGAAUGUUUCUAUGUUCUAAAAGAAAACAUGGGUUGUUUUAUAUGUUAAUACUGCCACAAUAAAACUCCC
Messenger RNA from Cololabis saira (Pacific saury), 6453 nucleotides. It is a transcript of the gene frmd3, whose product is annotated as FERM domain containing 3. The transcript is spliced from 16 exons. Gene Ontology annotation, molecular function: cytoskeletal protein binding. Gene Ontology annotation, cellular component: cytoskeleton. Bases 244 to 2157 code for a protein of 637 amino acids. The record is from RefSeq and is a predicted model, not a curated record. NCBI's taxonomy places the organism in Eukaryota, Metazoa, Chordata, Actinopteri, Beloniformes, Belonidae.